This is a messenger RNA of Candoia aspera, 1831 nucleotides long. Its product is annotated as V-type proton ATPase subunit S1-like protein. The record is from RefSeq and is a predicted model, not a curated record. Lineage: Eukaryota; Metazoa; Chordata; Lepidosauria; Squamata; Candoiidae. Bases 1 to 987 code for a protein of 328 amino acids. The transcript has 7 exons.
AUGGACAAGAAAGUGGGCUAUAGGGAACUUCACAUUGCGUCACUCAGCCUCAGUUCAUUUGUAUUCUCUGAUCAAGAUCUACUCCAAAGAAAUGAUCAAUGGUAUGAUGGCAGUGUGAAGCCAAAAGUUAAUUUACAACAAGUAGCAAUUACACAGAUUGGGAAUUACAAUGUCAGCACUAAAGAGAAUUUGGAGAAAGAAUCUGUGAUCCACAGCCACUACUGUCCACUGAAUGUCACUAUUAAUGGAAGCCCCUGUAUUCUAUUCUGGGCCAGAAGGAUCAUGAUUAAAUUUCAGAACCACACUCAGCUGGACCUAACAGACAAAACAUUUGGUGUUCAUGCAUCGGUGGAUGUUGCUGAUUCAAAUUGCAGUGAAGAAAAUGCGAUGCUUUCACUUAAUUUUGGUGACAUUGACAGUUUGAAAGGAUUUGUUAUCAGAUUCAUUCUGACAAACAGUUACUAUAAGCUCUCCGUUCAAAAUUGGUUCACCUUACACAGAAUCCAGCUUAUUUACAACCAAUCUGUACAAGCAACAUUCAACGCAACACGAAUACAUGCACCAUCAAUCUACUCUUAUCACUGUGAACAUGUCAGCAACUUGCAGAGAUAUGAUGCACUGCUGACACCCAGCUCUGCAAAUGAUGCAGCCAAGUACUGGGAAGUUACUUUUAUUGACUUUCAGAUUCAAGGAUUUAACAUUGAAGAUGGACAGUUUGCUUAUGCAAAAGAUUGUGCUUCCCUCUUCCCACCAGCCAUUCUCAUGGGUCUAGUGAUGUCUCUGAUAUUGCUUCUUGUUUUAGCCUAUGCUCUUCACAUGUUGAUACACCUGAAAUCCAUUGACAGACAUUAUGAAUGCAAAGCAUCUCCUGCUUAUUAUCCAGAGAUGAAAGAUAUUGAUACAGCAGAUGAAAAAGAGCCCCUGAGAAUCAAUGGGCUCGAAACCUAUGAACUUAGAAGCCAACAAUACUCUAAAAUCUAUAUCUAACCAUUAUCUUGGGUGGUUGUUGUUCCCACCCCAUGGUUAGACAGCAAAAUGCUUCAAGGAACUUUUGCUUCCUGUGACCUCACGACAGUACUGAAACAGAAUGUCUCAACUUUAAUUUGAAUCAAACAAUUUCAAGUUCUCAUGAUUUUGCGGAGAUAAAAGUAGAAGUGCUGCAGCAGAGUGCUUAAUUACUCAUAAACUCCAAAAACAGAUCACAUGAAUGAGUUUAAUGUUGGGUUUUUCAAUAUCUAAUUCAAGAGCACAUUUUUAAAAGGAGCUGUCUUGUGGUCAGGAAUGUUUUUAGAAUAAUAAUAUUGACUGUGUGAUUAAUUAAUUGCCUGGAACUUAUCUAACAAGGUGGAAUUUGCUGCUGUUCUAAAGCUGCCAAAAUUUUCUUCCCAAUGAAAAUAAAAUGUUACAGCCAAAGAUGCAUAGCAAAAAUAAACUUGAGGUCAUUUCUUCAGAUGUGGCCCAGCAACAUCAUGUUCCUUCUGCCAUAACACUGAAGACAAGCUUUUCCCUUUCUGCAAUAUACAAAUGACAUCUAUCUUGGUGUAACAAAGAACAUUUUAACUGCUAAUGAGCUGAAAAAUGACUAUAUGCAUCCUAAUCAUUGUGUCUAGUGGCAGUGUGAAAUGCAAAUGCCAGCCAACCAGCAACCAGUGUAUGGCUUUUGAAGAUAUUAUGUGAAUUCUGUCGGUUACAUUUCACUGUUAUGCAGAUUUGCUGUGGAUAUGUUAUCUUGUGAUGCUUUUUCAGGAGUGCCCUCAGCACUGAGCAUUGUUCACUUUUGUUGUAUCUCAGUGAAGUUAUAAGCAGUUUUUGAUGUUCCAUUCUUCUAAUA